Paraglomus occultum is the source of this 247-nucleotide messenger RNA. The record is from the annotation of a GenBank genome assembly. NCBI's taxonomy places the organism in Eukaryota, Fungi, Glomeromycota, Glomeromycetes, Paraglomerales, Paraglomeraceae.
CACGACUAGUGCGGUGAUUGAGAAUACUCUUUUAGCAAUCAGAUAUAUGAGUGGUAUUAUAUAUACCCCGGUUAUAUGGUUGGCACAGUUUUAUAAUGAGUUAUAUGAUAGAUAUGAGCCUGUUGUGGUAAAUAAUGUGGCUGCUAUAGCUGGAACGGUUGAUAAUGCAGUUGUUGCUGUCGGCGACGCUAUGAUGGAGUGGGUUAAGAGGGAACAAGAGUUGAGAGAAGCAAUACGAGGGAGGUAA